AUGGCACGGCCUGGUGCAAUGAAACGGCAUCAGACUUUACGGCGGCAGGUUGCUCUUGCUGGCUGUUUGCUGGGCGUGGGCACGGUGAGUAGCUGCUUUUGCAACACGAGCCGGUCGUCUCAAAUCCAGAGCAAGAUCACCCGGCAAGGUGCCAAAGAAACCAUGGAGUCGUUCUACUCAGCCGUGAACAACCGGGACCUUGAGAGGGCCAUGGAAAUGGUGGACGACGAUGCCACCUACGAAGACUUUACGUUUCAGGAGCCUUUCAAGGGCAAGGAAGGAGUGCGCGAGCUGCUCGCAGAUGCCAUGGAGUUGCCGAAAGGCCUUGAUUUUGUCAUCGAUGAGACGGCUGGUGGAGAAUCCUGGAGUGGAGAUGAUUCUGUUGGCAUGACGUGGCACGUGGAGUUUGACGGUGUUCCUUUGCCAAACAGUCGCGGGGCUUCGCUUUACAAAACGCGGGGUGGCAAACUGUUCUACGCCCGUGAUAUCGUUGAGUCACCACUGAAACUGGGCGGUGCAGCUCUUGGCAUCGUGGGUUUCAUUGCUCCCAUCAUAAGGGCGUUACAGCGUGGCUCCUUUGGAGAUCUGGCGCCAGCAUUGGCAUUUGCGACGGCUGGAGCCAUCUAUUGGUAUGUCUUGCUUCUAUCACCUCAGGGCCAGUUCGCCUUCCUUGCAGGUCCACCAGCCUGGGCGAUUGACGAGACAACCCUUCGGAAUGUCAUUGAUGAGUCCCUGAACUUUUUCUACAUCUGGCCUGCCCUGGAUACUGUUGGCCUGCCGAGCCCCACGAGCCUUCUUGGCAUAGCGCUGCCCAGCGUGGAUCCUUUGCGUCUUGCCCUGUUCAAUCUUGCAGAAGCUUAUGCUUUCAUGCUGCUGCCGCUUCUUCUUUGGGAUCGGCCAAAGCGACAAGAUGUUUACAAUUGGUGGGCGCCGGCCAUGUUCCUGACAAAUGCGAUCCUGCUCCCAUAUUUUGCAGUUCGCGGCGUCGCAGGGCCAUCGCAGGUUUCCAAAGCCAAGCCAAGCUGGGCUCCUUUGGUCGGCCUCAGCGCUUUGGCCGUGGCCGUUGUUGCGCUGUGGCAGUCCUGGGGACUUUGGGGCAACUUCCUUCCCCUAGUUUUGGGGGACCGCGUCGCCUUUGCUUUUGCGGUGGACUGUACCCUCUUUGCCGUCUUGCAGGCGUAUGUGUUCGCAGAGACUGCUGGCCCAGCUUGGCGCUUUGUGCCCUUCCUUGGCUUGGUCGCAUGGCUCCUGCUGCCUGCCGAGGAGGAGAUGCCGCAGCAAGAGGGCCAGGCCCGAGCAAGUUGGCACUACCAGGUUGAUUUGGUCGACAUGAAGAAACAGGUGGUGCUCUGCUCCGGAACCAUCUCUGUGCAGGAGAUGCUCGAUGAGAUUUGCCGUACAGAGGGGCGGUGUGAAGUUACGCAGUACACGAUCCGGGAGAAGUUGGAGGAGUCCAAGUCGUUGUUGCAGAAGCCCUCCACUCCCGAUCCCUUUGCGGACGAUGUAAGGUGCGGGUCCAUUCUUCGGAAGAUAGUCUUGAAGCAGCUGGACAAACCCUACAAAGCAGCGCUGGAUCAAGGACUCGCGGACGCCGCAAGCCCAAAGGCCAAGCGGAAGCAGGUGGGCGAAGCUAUUGGCAGCGCUUUGGUCACGUUGGGACUCCGAAACAACACCGAGCGCGUCGAUCGAGGGACGGACGACAUGGAGGUCUACGUGCGCUUCCAGGUUGUCUCUCGUUGGAAAGGCCUCUCCAGAGGGAGCCGCAGUCCUCCUUCGGUGCCCAUGCGAGCGCCCUCUGCAGUGAGGUGUAUUGCCACCCUCGCGAACUCCAUCGUCGCAGGCUACGAGGAUGGCAAUGUCUUCGUCUGGGACUCAUGUGGACAGUCCAGCCCGUUGCACCAGUUCCAGGCGCACGAAGUGCCAGUUAGCGCCAUCGCUGUCCUGCCACCUCUCGGCUGUGUGGUGACUGCAGGCGAGGUCCGCAAUGGUCUGGAGGCACUGGCUUCAGCGAAACUUGACGGAUCUUGGCCUGUGAGUUUCGCAACAGGGCCCCUGGACUUGUGA
This is a messenger RNA of Symbiodinium sp. CCMP2592, 2064 nucleotides long. Lineage: Eukaryota; Dinophyceae; Suessiales; Symbiodiniaceae. The record is from the annotation of a GenBank genome assembly.